AGUGAAUUGAGAAAGUAUCCAUUUUUUGACAACCGUAAACAAAAGUUUAAAGGUUUUCUUUUAUGACAGAAAAAAAUAAAUAAAGGAAGAAAAAAGGAAAGAAAGAAAAGAAAAUGGAUUUAAGGAAGAUUAAAGACGAUGAAAAGUUAAAAUUGUGCAGAUGGUAUUACAGAGGUGGAUUUUUCUUCCUGCCUUUCUUGUGGUUUGUCAAUGCUCUUUGGUUUUUUAAUGAAGCUUUUCGAAGGAGCCAUUUCGAAGAACAAAAAAUGAUCAGAACAUAUGUUAUUCGUUCUGGAAUAGGAGCUAUUAUUUGGGCUGCUGGUCUAAUAUCUUGGAUUGUAGUUUUUCAGCUGAAGAGAGCAGAAUGGGGAGAACUGGCAGAUUCCUUAUCUUUCAUAAUUCCUAUGGGCAUUCCAUAACAUUUUGUAAAUUAUGGAUCACAUAAUAUCAUAAAUUCUUGUCAUAAAUUCAUGUUUUAUGAUUUUUUUGUGCAUAUCUCUUAUACUAUUUAUUACUUUUAUUUUGAAGUAUUUUAAAAAUUUUGGAUUUUCUUAAAUAAAUUAUCAUUCUAAUCAAAAAUA
Argiope bruennichi is the source of this 581-nucleotide messenger RNA. It is a transcript of the gene pen-2, whose product is annotated as gamma-secretase subunit PEN-2-like. Gene Ontology annotation, cellular component: gamma-secretase complex. The transcript is spliced from 3 exons. The coding region runs from base 114 to 419 and encodes 101 amino acids. The record is from RefSeq and is a predicted model, not a curated record. NCBI's taxonomy places the organism in Eukaryota, Metazoa, Arthropoda, Arachnida, Araneae, Araneidae. Gene Ontology annotation, biological process: Notch receptor processing.